Messenger RNA from Corticium candelabrum, 1587 nucleotides. RefSeq names its product beta-chimaerin-like. The coding region runs from base 1 to 1587 and encodes 528 amino acids. NCBI's taxonomy places the organism in Eukaryota, Metazoa, Porifera, Homoscleromorpha, Homosclerophorida, Plakinidae. Gene Ontology annotation, biological process: regulation of GTPase activity; signal transduction. The transcript has a single exon. The record is from RefSeq and is a predicted model, not a curated record. Gene Ontology annotation, molecular function: GTPase activator activity.
AUGUCGUUAAAAGUGCGCAACAUUCGUCUACCUCAGGAGUCGUCGUCAGAGCCGACCUCGAGACGGAAGGAACAAGAACAACCAACGAACAACAAGCAGAAGGAAGAGAACGAAGGCGGCGGCGACGAUUUUGACUACGACGAGCUCGCCAUGUGGAAUCCCUAUCUCUACUCACUACAGCAAAAGGCUCCCAAGCCUCGUCCCGUCGCGUGUAAACCGCCUCUCCUGACCAGACCGUCACAAUAUGGGUCUGAAUACCAUGGAAGUGUCUCCCGUUCGGAUGCGAGCGCGCUGCUCGUCGAGAGCGGCUCCUACCUCGUGCGCACGAGUUACACAUCACCCGGCGACUUCAGCCUCUCGCUCAACUUCGAGGGCCGCGUGAAGCACUUCAAACUCUACCACGACGACGAGAACGGCCUACACUAUGUCGGUGAGAAGCGUUUCGACACGAUGCACGACCUGGUGAAGGACGGACUGAUUACGUAUUACAUCGAGGCUCACGCUCAGUCAUACAUCGAGCAGUUGCCGGAGGAGGGACUGAAGUACACGAAAAAUCCGAGACUCAGAGCGCGCCCUCCUAAGGCUUCUGUCAUUGAUCAUUUCAAUGGUGAAAGUGGCGGUGAUGGAGAGUUGUAUCACGAAGCGGGUGUUGUGUUUCGACGUUCGUUGAGAGAGAAUUCGAAACAGGCGGCGACGGAAGGUAAUCAGAGUGUCGAAGUUUCGCGUCCGGCGUCGGCGUUCGUGCACCCGACGCGACGGAUGCGCAUUCUAGUCGCCGCCGACAACCCGGCGUUAUACGAGAAGGCGCAUGUUUUCAAGGUGAGCACGUUUCACGGGCCGAAUUGGUGCUAUUUCUGUCGGAAUUUCAUGUGGGGGUGGAGACAGCAGGGAGUGCGGUGCGCUGACUGCGCAUUUCAGUGCCACAAAGGGUGUUCUGCGCAUGCGCUGAAAGAUUGUCAGCCUGAUCGAAGGAGACUGAAGCGACUGUUUGGUGCCGAUUUGACUACAGUUGCGAAAGCAUAUGGCAUGAGGUAUCCGGUCGUGUUAGAGAAAUGUAUCACAGAGAUUGAGUCACGUGGUCUCGACUCCGAAGGUCUAUACAGAGUCCCCGGCUUCGCCGACGAUGUCGUCUCGAUCAAGCAUGCGUUCGAUAAGGACGGUGCAACGGCUGACGUAUCGUCGGAUCGAUAUCCAGAUAUCAACACGAUCGCUUGCGUUCUCAAGCAAUAUCUCCGAGAACUCCCGAUCCCCCUGAUUCCGUUCGAAGAAUACCAAGCGUUUAUCGACGCGAUGCGAUUAGAAACCUGUGCAACACAGUUGUACGCCUUGAAGUUGGCCAUACAUAGACUCAGUAAGCCUCAUUUUAAUUCGCUUCGCUUUCUCAUCGAGCAUCUCGAUCGUGUGAGUCAGCACAGCGACAAGAACCUCAUGACUAUGAAUAACUUGGGUCUCGUGUUCGGGCCCACGGUGAUGCGUCCUGGUAAUACGAUCAUAGCGCACGGCACCGCGGCGCUCGUCGAACUGCCACUCCAGAAGAAAGCAGUCACGAUGAUGCUGGAACACAGGGAAUUUAUUUUCAAAGAGUAA